AUGACGGCUACAGGUGCCUACAGAUUUCAGUAUGCAAGUGUUUGGGAUUAUAGGUUUAAUCAUAUCCCGCUUCCACGUGUCGAUGAUGAGAUGGGAUAUUCUUAUGUGCUUGGGCAGUUCGAUGUGAUACCAGCGUCAAGAAGAGGAGGUUGGGCUCUUGAACAAGGCUUGAUGUAUGGUGCGCCAUUUGAUGCUGCUGUAGGUAUAACAGACUCGACUAGAAACACGUAACAGGGCGUUAGCAACUGGCCUCUGUCACCAACUCCGUUUACCUUUGCUAUUUUGUUUUAAUAAUAGCCGUAGUAGGCCAGGGUGUGUAAGGGUGCCACAAAUUCUAAUGUAAAGUACUAUUUCUAUUUUUUAUUUAUUUAUACACGCUGGGACAGAGCUCGUCGAACUCAGUAAGAAUGUGUGUCUUAAUUUUUAAAACAGUUUUUUAUGGGUCAAAACAUUUAAAACACUUGCAGGAUGUAAAAUUCCAGAAAACGUUAGGUUAUUAAAAAACUUCAUUUUCUGAAUGCUGGAUUUAAUUUACAAAUUUCAAACUAAGUUAUCCUUAUUCAGUGUGUAGCCCGAUUUUUCGUUUUGUAAACCUAUCUAGUUUUAUGUUUCUUCAAUUGUUUUCUGAAUAAAAUUUGUAUUUUUGGCUCGUUAACAAUGAAAAUCGCGUUCUAUAGGCAAAAAUAAAAGAAAAAUCCAAUAAACGCACUUUCAGGAUCCUUGGAGGUUUUCCAAAAAAAGCCUUUAUUUUCGCAAUUGUUGUUUUGAGAACCAUCCAGAUCGAUAGAGAAUUGAAUUUUAAACAAAAUGAGACCUCUUCGAGCUUUCGAUAACGAACUGCGGAUGAGAAAUUUCAUCUGGACCUUUGAGGCACCGUUCACUUCCACUAAUACAGGUUUAUUCGGCCAUCUGAAUGACACAGAAAGCUCGAAGAGGUCUCAUUUUGUUCAGAAUUCAAUUCUGUAUCGAUCUGGAUGGUUCUCAAAACAACAAUUGCGAAAAUAAAGGCUUUUUUGAAAAACCUCCAAGGAACCUGAAAGUGCGUUUAUCGGAUUUCCGUUCCAUUUUUGCCUAUAGAACUCAGCCACAAUAAAUAUAAUCUUUGUAUUCAACGUCUCCUCACACAUAUUUACUUCGAAGGCUGAACGUUGUGUAACUAUCAUGAGGAUGGAUGUGCAUAGUUGUCAGAUGUUUUAUUUGUAAGUUGUUGAUUUUUUUUUCUGUUUUUAAGUUUAUCCAACGAUAUCUCUCUAAAACUAACUGAACAACCUUAAUAAUUGUUCUUAUUAUGCAGGUAGAAAGAGAAUGAAAUGUAUAUUAAGGAAAUAUGGCUUCUUUUUGCACCAGACCGAACGUAUUCUAUCGAGAGCCUUUUCUGAACUAAUAAAUAAUUUUAUUUAUGUAGUUAUCAUAUAAGCAUGAAUUUUAUGUUCACUGUAUUUUUCAAAAAAAAAAAUGAAAUCAUCACAAAAUAAAAAAAUGCUAAAUAUUGAAUCCACAUACUUACGUGCGUAAAAUAUAAAUACUCGGAAUUCUUAACACAGAUGUUUGGUUCGAAAAAUCGAGUUCUAUUUCCAGACGUCUUUACAAGUUAGAGCAAUAACUAUCACAGUAGAGCAGACUGAUAAGUUGCUAUUAGAUGAUGAAAUUGUGCGAUACAAUUUCGCAAUGAGUUAUUUCCAGUCAACUGCUUUUCUUGCAUUAUUCGAUGUCAUGUCGAAUAUAAAUAUAUAUUUGUCUCAAAAUGAAUAUACUGACUGUUUCACAGGCUUUCGAAGGUGAGAAACUGACGCUAAGAAGCCUUCUAAACUGAUCCAUCUUGAAUAUAUAUAC
Molecule: messenger RNA, 1833 nt
Organism: Didymodactylos carnosus
Lineage: Eukaryota; Metazoa; Rotifera; Eurotatoria; Philodinida; Philodinidae
Source: the annotation of a GenBank genome assembly